AUGUCUACUAGACUUUUUGCUGUGUACGACUUUGUGCCGUGCUUCGCGACGCACGCGGUGGGCACGUCGCUGGACUGGAACUUCACGACGACGCGGCAGGCGCACGCGUGCCUGUCGACGGGCGGCGUGUGCCGCUGGCCGCGCGGCAAGAUGGUGGCGGGCACGGGCGGCAUGCACGGCAUGAUGUACACGCGCGGCCACCGCGACUGCUACGACGCGUGGGCGCGCGCCGGCAACCCGGGCUGGGGCUACGACGACGUGCUGCCCUACUUCAAGAGGGCCGAGCGCAACCUCGACCCCGACCAGAUGGAGAUGGAGUUCCACGGCGCGGAGGGCGCGAUGCCGGUGCAGCAGUUCCCGCACCGGCCGGCCAUGGCCGAGGUGAUCGUGGCGGCGCUGCAGAGCCUGGGCUACCGGCGCGGCGACCUCAACGGCGCCAACCAGACGGGCGUCGCCGUGGCGCAGAUGAUGGUGCAGGACGGGCUGCGCGCCUCCACGCCGCGCGUCUACCUGCGCCCGCUGCACAACUGCACCCGGCUGCGCGUCGCCAUACGCGCGCACGUCACCAGGGUGCUGAUCGACCCGGCGAGCCGGCGCGCGCUCGGCGUGCAGUACGUGGACGCCGCGGGCGCCACGAGGCGGGCGCUGGCGCGGCGCGAGGUCAUCCUGAGCGCGGGCGCCAUCGGCUCGCCGCAGCUGCUGCUGCUGUCCGGCGUGGGGCCCAGCGAGCACCUCACCGCCCUCGGCAUCAAGACGGUGCGCGACCUGCCCGUGGGGGAGAACCUGCACAACCACGUGUCGGCCGGCCUGGGGUUCUGGGUUCGGUCCCCGGGGCCCGGCCGGCGCGCCCUCAACGCCGACACGCUGGACGCCUUCCUGCGCACGCGUGACGGGCCCAUGGCCAGCACGGGGCUGACGCAGACCACCGCCUUCGUGCUGUCACAGUACGCCAAGGACGGCGUGCCUGACCUGCAGAUAUUCUUCGACGGCUUCUCGGCGCGGUGCUCGCGCACGGGCGAGGCGGGCGAGUGCGAGUCGGACGCGUGCGGGCCGGCCUACGUGUACGCGCGGCCCACGGCGGUGCGCGUGCAGAGCCGCGGCCGGCUGCGGCUGCGCAGCGCCGACCCGCGCGCGCCGCCGCUGCUCGACCCGCGCUACCUGUCGCGGCCGCGCGACCUGGACGUGCUGGUGGACGGGCUGCGGCUGGUGGCGCGCGCCGCCCGCACGCCGCCCAUGCGCGCCUGGGGCGUCGCCGUGGACGACGCGCCGCGGCCCGGCUGCCGCCACCUGCCCUUCGCCUCCGACGAGUACUGGCGCUGCGUCGUGCGCGUCCACACCGGGCCCGAGAACCACCAGGCCGGCACGUGCAAGAUGGGCCCCUCGUGGGACUACACGGCCGUCGUGGACGCCCGGCUGCGCGUGCACGGCGUGGCGGCGCUGCGGGUCGUCGACGCCUCCAUCUUCCCGGAGGUGCCCAACGGGAACCCCGUGGCUCCCAUCAUCAUGGUGGCCGAGAAGGCGGCCGACAUGAUCAAGGAGGACUGGCGGCGCGCGCACCAGCACUAGGCUCUCUACUUGUGCUGCCGCCGCAGUCACUUCCACCAUCACUGGGGGCGUCGGACUCGUCGCGGUCACCAUCACCGCCGCCCUCCCCAUAUCCCGCCGGCACCGUCGCUUCUCGACAAUUCAGAUAACGUCCUCGUGGUGUUGCCAACCAUGCGCAGUCAUCGUCGUAAACAGCACGACUCACCUCAUCGUUACGACGAAUAUUACUCAUUUAAAUCCCGUCACUACUUGGAAAAUAGAGAGGCAGCCUGCUUUACGGUUUCGCGUUUACUCACUCUACUACCUUGCUAUUGGCCAUAUGGGUACGGGAGUCGCUGGUGUAUCUAUUUUUAUUCUUCGAUACAGAACAGGUUUCACGAUCAAACGGUGCUCCCUGUUCUGCUUCCACAAUGUGUUCUCCUUUUUCCAGUCUCUCGAAGUCUACCGUGACAGAAGCCAGAACUUCGCCCGAUCAGAUCUCCCAGCACUCACUACCCUUUUGUAUUUCCCUUAUCAGCUGAUAUUUUUUUUACAAUUUUCAGCACAGCUACAAUGUUAUUCUAAAUUUUAUAUAAAUUAAUUUUUCUAGGAAGGCCGGAAUUUGGGGGAGAGGGAGAGAUUUCCGUUUCAGACAAACACUAUGGAGUGCCGAGCUAUCUUCAUGUACAGGGACGAUUUCUAAUCUUACUAUAGUUGUAGAAUACCAAAUAAUCAGAGUUGUUGCAAAAAUUAAAGAUUUAAGUACAACGCAAAAAAGCAGUCUCACUCUGAAAAAUAUCUCUCGAAAUUACACACAAAGAAGCUAGUAAAUUCUAAUCACGAGAUAAGAAACAAUUUGCGGGAGUUUGUCCGUCCAAAAGUUCAGCAUUAUACGGUCAUACACUCUCAAAAACGUUACUAUUCCGCCUUUUCAGUCAACAUGACAAAAUGAGUGUUGCUCUCAAGGCUACUACGAGUUUGUUUACAGCGGCUUGUAUACACUGAUCUAAGCCACACUACCAGAAGGACAGAGCUUUCCUACGACAGACAAUUAUUUAACAGGAUACAUCACACAGUUAUUACAACCAUUUGGAACUUUUUAUGGGUCUCUUCAGUCACAAAAUAAUAAUCCAAAAAGUAGCAAUUCAGUUUUCUGCAUAAUACUGCAAGUAUACAGAGAACUGCGAAAUAUUGCAUUAAGGUAACAAAAUGUAAAAGUAAUGACAUAAAAUAAAUAGUCUUUCUGAAACGAAAUAUUUCGAUUACACACAAUUUUGGCAAUGGUUUGACAAUUUAGUUUACAGGUGAAAUGGGUGAGCGACGGGAUUAAAUACAGACAUUGCUCAGCACAAUAUAAGUUGUUCCUCAGUCAUGGAAAGUGCCAUUAUCAACGGCUGUGAAAGUGUUCCUUCACGUCUCAUUAGAAAUUUUUCCUACUAACAGUUGUAUGACACCAAUGUGUGUGUGUCUGUGUCGUAUCUGCAGGCUGUUAAAUGUUGUGAUGUUGAAUGUGAUGAUAUCUAAUCAUCAUUGAAGCAGGUCAAACGAAAAAAAAAUUGUUAUAAAUGAAAAACGUGUGUGCCCUACACCGAGUCCAGCCUUGGACACCAGUUUAGCGGGUAGCUCCUCAGCUCCAAUCUGAUGGACACUAUUAUGACUGAAAGAACACCGAAGUGCAGAAGGAUUGACGGAAGCAGCACCACGCGUCAAAGAUUAACUUUACAUCGUUGAAGAACUUUCAAAUUGAACCACCAUAAGAGACUUCGGACAGUAAAUUUUUUGUAAUGUAUUCAAAAUAUUUUUCAGAAGUUCUCAGUAAGAUCAAGUAGGGAGGAAUGUGUACAUUUUUACCACUACCUUUCGUAUCACGCGAACGUGGCAGAUCUUGCAGUCGUGACAACUUUAUUUUAAAUUUGCUAUCUUAUCUCCGAGAUUAUUGUCAUUCAGGUCCAAGAUAUCCUCAAUAACCACUACUUUAUAUUUCCUAAAUGACGUAAGUGUUACCAUUUUACUCGCAUAUGCUGCACUCCUGGUUGUCUUUCUCGAGUGGAGCCAUCUACAUACCGUUUAGACCUUUGAGGCCAAAAACGUUAAUUCAUGUCCGUUCACCUGUUCAAUAAAAAGUUUAUUUUUCCUGCCACAUAACAGUGCUAUAAAAUGGGGGAAUAUUUUUUUCGUUGAGUUGUUACGGCCUCUGUUAAUAUUUGCGGUUUACAACGCUUACUUGCUUCCACUGGUCGGGGAUCCCAGCCAGCACUGCCCCUCUUUCUUGUCACAGCCCACACAGGCAUUCGUCAGACUCCCUGUCGUCGCAGGACGAUAAAAGAACAUCACAUUACUUACUGAGUCACCUACUCGUAUACAUUUAUGCAAAUGUCCUUGGACUGAAUGAGAGGUUCGCCUACUACAGUGAGAAAUCCUACAUCGACGUCACCUAUUUUGGAACGCAGAAAGAAGGUGCAAUUUUUACGAACUUACAAAGGAGUUGACCACUAACAGGUGAGACAGAAGCCUUGACCAAGCAAGUAAAAGCAUUAUACUUUGGUUUCUGAUUGAUCACUGCGUAUUAAUUUGAAGAACAAACUGAUCCGUAACAGGUAGGAAGGAAAACAAUCGGCGUAAUUGGCUCAAGCUGCAGAUACGGUAUCAGCCUGCAGAUACGAUACAACAGUCUAUAAAUCUAUUGAUCUCAUUUUGUACAAAUGUUUACACAUAAUAUUUGGUGG
This is a messenger RNA of Schistocerca cancellata (South American locust), 4250 nucleotides long. RefSeq names its product glucose dehydrogenase [FAD, quinone]-like. The record is from RefSeq and is a predicted model, not a curated record. Lineage: Eukaryota; Metazoa; Arthropoda; Insecta; Orthoptera; Acrididae. The transcript is spliced from 7 exons. Gene Ontology annotation, molecular function: oxidoreductase activity, acting on CH-OH group of donors; flavin adenine dinucleotide binding. The coding region runs from base 1 to 1566 and encodes 521 amino acids.